Molecule: messenger RNA, 852 nt
Organism: Brenthis ino (lesser marbled fritillary)
Lineage: Eukaryota; Metazoa; Arthropoda; Insecta; Lepidoptera; Nymphalidae
Source: the annotation of a GenBank genome assembly
AUGAAUCUAUUCGCUGUGAAUAUCAUGUCACACACAGCGAAUUCUCGUGUAACACUGGCGUCCGAAAAUUAUCCCAAGAAAAUGCUUGAUGGGUGGUACUGUCGCUCUAUAGCGAAUAUGCAAGCUAAUGAAGCAGCCAGUGCCAGCAAUAGCGUAAGUGCUGAGGCACCAAACAGUCGAGAUUCACGAAAAGAUUAUUCCAGCGAUAGUAGUAGCGAUCCAGAACCUGAGCCCAAUUACAAAGCGCAAUAUUUAAGUCUAAAAAAGAAAUUAAAAUAUCUCAUUUAUGAGAAUGAAUGUUUUCAAGAUGCUCUUCGAUGCAGUCAAAAACGACUUUUAAAAGUUUCAAGAGAUCGCAGUUUCCUGCUAGAUAGACUUCUGCAAUAUGAAAAACAUGAAAGCACAACUUCAGACAGUGAAGAAACGGAAUCCUCUGAUGAUGCUACUUAUAAUCAUUCAGAGGUUAUGAAACGGAAAAAGAUGGACACUGGUGCUGGACAGCAAGCUUUAUCCACGCCAUCUUCACUCAAUAAAGGUCUCAAUAAUACUAUGAAAAGGAAAAGAGCUGUUGUCCCUAAAAAAACACCAAAUACUAAUAUUCCUCAUCAAGCUAGUGGCGCAAUGAUGGCGAAGGCAUCGCCAGCACUAGGAUUCGGCCUGUCGGCCAGCGACGGUCACAUGACGCCCGAGGAAGUGGAGCGCCACCUACAGUCGAGGCAGUCGUACCUGGAAUUAUUGCCUGAGCGUGCGCCCCCCACAGUCCCCACGGAGAUGUUUAGCAACGAUCCUUCAUUAGACAGUGAAUCUAAUGACGUUAUCGAGAACUCACCUAAUGUAGAGGAAUGGUUCGAU